Pelobates cultripes (western spadefoot toad) is the source of this 38380-nucleotide messenger RNA. The record is from the annotation of a GenBank genome assembly. NCBI's taxonomy places the organism in Eukaryota, Metazoa, Chordata, Amphibia, Anura, Pelobatidae.
AUGUCUGCGGCUAGUCUAACUAUCGCCUCUCCAUUUAAUCUGUUCAUCCCUAGACUGUUGAGGUAAGUGAGGAUAUGUUGUUCCUCCUGCUUCUCAUUUGUGUUGCCAUCUGGUGUGUUAUUGUAUAGCUGCUUAUAAAAUUCCUCAAAUACCUUAGCUAUCUCACUUGGUUUGGAUUUGGUUGUUCCGUCUGGAUGUUUAAUAGCUGUGAUGUGGGGCCGGUUCUGCCUGGGUCGUAGCGUUCUGGCCAGUAGGGUGUCCAUCUUGUUAGCAUUUUUAAAGUAUGUCUGUCUCGUCCAGGUCAUGAACCUAGCUGUGUUGUCUAGUAAUAGUGUACGAAUAGAUUGUCUCACUGCGCUUAACUGUUCGUAGGUAUCUCCCCCAGGUACAGUUUGGUGUUUUUGCUCGAGCGAUCUCAACUGUCCCAGUAGGUUUUCCAGCUAGAGAUCGACCGAUAUUGAUUUUUUAGAGCCGAUACCGAUACCGAUAAUCUGCGAACUUUCAGGCCGAUAGCCGAUAUCUUGCCGAUAUUCUGUACAUUUACUAUUUUGAAUAAAUAAACUAAUUCGAAAGGUAAAUGCACAAAAUAUACAUGCCACAUGUAGUGGAUGAAGUGUGUUUAGACAGGGGAACUGUGUGUGUUUGUGUAGUGUGUGUGUGUGUGUGUAGUGGAUGCAUAGUGUGUGUAUAUAAUGCAGUGUGUGUAGUGUGUAUAUAAUGCAGUGUGUUUAUGUAGUGUGUGUGUAUAAUGCAGUGUGUUUUUGUGUGUGUAUGUAAUGCAGUGUGUGUGUGUUUGUGUAGUGUGUAUGUAUGUAAUGCAGUGUGUGUUUGUGUAGUGUGUGUUUGUGUAGUGUGUAUGUAAUGCAGUGUGUGUCUGUGUUUGUGUAGUGUGUAUGUAAUGCAGUGUGUGUAUGUAAUGCAGUGUGUGUGCAGUGUAGUGUGUGCAGUGUGUCUGUAAUGCAGUAGUAGUGUGUGUUUGUGUAGUGUGUGUUUGUGUAGUGUGUAUGUAAUGCAGUGUGUGUGCCUGUGUAGUGUGUGUGUAUGUAAUGCAGUAUGUGUACUGUGUUUGUGUAGUGUGUAUGUAAUGCAGUGUGUGUGCAGUGUAGUGUGUGCAGUGUGUGUCUAAUGCAGUAUGUGUGCAGUGUGUGUUUGUGGUGUGUGUGUAGUGUCUGUGUAGUGUCUGUGUGUGUAGUGUGUGUAUGUAAUGCAGUGUGUGUGUAUGUAAUGCAGUAUGUGUGCAGUGUCUGUUUGUGUAGUGUGUGUGUGUGUGUGUGUUUGUGUAGUGAUGUAAUUUGUGUAAUUUUUUAUUUUAAUAUUUUUUUUAAUAUUUAAUUUUUUUUUUUGUUUAGUCCCCCCCAGUGUGUGUUUGUGUAGUGUGUAUGUAAUGCAGUAUGUGUGCAGUGUGUGUGUGUGUGUAGUGAUGUAAUUUGUGUAAUUUUUUUUUAAUAUUUAAAAAUGUUUUUAUUUUUUAUUUAGUCCCCCCUCCCUGCUUCUUACCAGGGAGGGGGAUAUAGUAUUCCCUGGUGGUCCAGUGGCUUGUUAAGUACAGUGGUGGCUCAGCAGCAGCAAGCGCUGACUUACCACCUUGCAAGCAGCUCCUACAGCUCCCUAUGUAAAUCUCGCGGCUCUUAGUGCCGCGCGGAGCGUUGCCAUGGUAACCCGUGGCAACGCUCUGCGGCCGCGGGUCUCGCGAGAUUUACAUAGGGAGCUGUAGGAGCUGCUUGCAAGGUAAGUCAUCGCUUGCUGCUGGCCCCCACAGGACCGCCGGGCUUCUAAUGGGCACGGCGGUCCUGUAAUAUAUUAUCGGCAAUAUCGGUAUCUGAAUUGGCCGAUACCGAUAUUGCCGAAAAUACCAAAUAUCGGCCGAUAAUAUCGGCCAGACCGAUAAUCGGUCGAUCCCUAUUUCCAGCUGUUGAUGUUUCAGUUUUUUCUUUCUGGUGGCCAAUUUAAUCAGGAUCCCCCUCACUAUGGCCUUAUGUGCCGCCCACACCGUACCCAAUCUUACUUCCGGGGUGUUAUUAGUAUCAAAGUAUUCUGUAAUCUCCUUCAGAAUCUGCUACAGGGACGCGUUCAGUCUCCACAUCCACGGCGAUGCCAAGCAGAGGUUACCCAGGAUGAUACAUACGUCGGCAUGGUCGGACCAUGAUAUGUUGCCUACUAGCGACCCGACUACUCGAGACAUUCCCGUCCCAUUUGUCAGGAAUAAGUCUAUCCUCGAGUAUGUUCCGUGUGGGGCGGAAUAAAAUGAAUAGUCCUUCUCUGCCGGGUGUUGGGCUCGCCAUAUGUCUAUCAUCCCAGUGUCAGCUAUGAAUUCUUUGAGAAGCCGGUCUUGUCCACCCCGUCCCUGUGACCUCAGUAUGCCGUCUCGUGAUCUCCUGUCCACCGCUGGACAUGGCGCCGCGUUGAAGUCGCCCCCCAUAUACACCAUACCUGAGAGCUUCUCCCGUAACAUAUUCCAGAAACUGGGGUCAGGUCGAUUCGACGCGUAAAUAUUUAUCAGAUGAAUGGUGUGGGAGUACCAUGACGUAGCGGCCCUCUGGAUCAGCCUCAUGGGAUGUCAGCUGGAAGGGGCAACUGCUUCUGAUAAGGAUGGCUACACCGUUACAUUUUCAGUGAGCCCUAGCUUCAUAUGUUCCAUUAUACGCCUGGCCUCUCCAUUUGAACUUGGCUUGUUUAGGUACAUGGGUCUCCUGUAUGUACGUUAUAUCUGAUUUCAUCCUUUUUAAUUCUUUAAACAUGAGGCGGCGCUUCCUGGGAGCGUUGAGUCCCUUAACAUUCCGUCUCUCACCCCACCAUAGUCUCGGGGAUACCCCCAGCCCAACCCCCACAACUCCCCAGAAUAAGAUAAAAGAAAAGGAGAAAAGAAAAGGAAAGAAGAAAGGAAGGAAAAGAUCCUUAGUGAAGAAUUGUGGCAUCUGGACUCUGACCGAUACAAAGAGAUUCUGGGCUUACCAACCGCCAGAAUAUUGUGGGGAGCAUGAACCCACAUCCCAGCCACGAUCAACGUUGGAAGGAACAGUGGGUCUUGGGCUCUGUCCCCUACGCGCCCUUCCUUUGCUGUAUGGACCUCUGGGUGUACAUUAGUACAUAAGGAGUUUUCCGGUCUGGCAUCACUCCUUUAGUUCCCCCGACAAUGUUAAGUCCUCCUGAGUAACUUAUGUUGCGUAAUUCUAUUUCCGGUGUUUCUGCGCUUUGCCCUGGGUACCUAUAUGUUGCCUAACAGUCGUGCCAGCCCCCUCCCACUUGUUAACUAUUGGGCUUCUCCAUGACCCCCCUCCCCUCGAAUCCAUCCCCCGCCCCUAGUCAUCCAAGAAAUUAAUUAAAAUGACAUAUAGACAUAAACUACUGACCAUACAGCAAGCCUACGAAAAUAGGGCUGAAAGGGUUGUAACCAAGGCAAUAAAGAUAAAGAUAAAUAUAAAUAAGAAAUUAUGGACACGGAGCUAUUUGGAGUUCUUUUUUGAAAAUAUUCCUAUUGUCCUGAGUUUUGCUAUAUGCUACCCAGAAUUAGCAAGACAUUCACUGACCCUCCAGAUUAUAGUGGGAUAUUGUGGGGAGGAUAGCCAAAGUUCUACCCCCAUUAGUAAUAGUUCUAGAUUGCCUGUUGCAAACCUUUUUAUGAUACAUCUAAUUAUAUGAGACUCUUUAGGGGUUUUGACUAAAAAUAAGAGGAGUAGAUGAUCUGCAAAACUAUAUACAUUGAUCUCACAAGUUUGGGACUAAAGCUGAAGGACAGUCUGUAUAGCCCCUACCUCCGCUUCUAUUUUCUGGAAGGGUCCCGCCCAUCGUCCCCUUGUGUAUCCUUGGCUGUUCCAUUGUCUCCAGUGAGGUUAAUGUUAGGAUUAAGUGGGUAGUAUAGUAUCAUGCACCCCAGGUGUUGUCCCUAGCUGUCCUGCAACGUGUAUCGCUGUCAGCUUAUCGUACCUCAUGCUAUUAGAUACAUGCUUAGUAUAAGUAUGGUACAUCCAAUUGUGGUAGCGGCAAGGGGGGGGAGACCCAUAGUCCCAAUCCCGAGACAUGGACCUACCUUUCCUGGUGACAGGUUCCCUCCCCUUGGCACGAUCACAAUCCUUUCCUAAUAGUUUCAGGGUUUAGUAGGUAGCUUCUCUAUCUCGCUGUCAAUUCCAUCGAUGCCAGACCGUUUCUAGACCUUUUAGGGCCAGACCUUAUAGGGCUUAUACAAUUCCCGGUUUGGGUACACCUCGUAGUAAGGGGCUAUACUGACAAAAACAAUUCACAGAUACACCAAUUUCUAGGGGUGACCAUAGUGGACAUUAUACCAUUGGUAUAAUCGAAGCGGUUCAGGUCCUCUCCUUGUAAAUUUCUACAUUAGUAUAUAAGCGUUUUUACCAAGUUAUAUAUAUCUUCUUCUCCGGAGAUUUUAAUAGAUGUUUUCAAUUACAUACACACAGUCAUCCUGGUAGCACUUUAUCGAACAAAUGAAUGAAUGUGGGGGAAGCCCCCCUUCACACACCCCAAGUUAACUUCGGACCUGUAUCGGUAUGAUUGGGCCGGAGAAGGAGAAAAACAUUUAAACAAUAGACACUGUGCACCCCUAUCGGUACACUCCUGGCAGAAAUGAACAGACUAAACCGGGUGAGUAGUAGCACGCUAAAGAAACCAUCUGAGCCAUACAUCGUUGUGUAUUAAAUCAUAGUAUCUGGGGUAGUAAUGCCAAAUAUUGUGCCCCGUGAGGGAAGGGAGAAAAAAAGGGGUGGAGGGGUAGGGGGGGAGGGCAGGAGGGAAUGGGAAGGGGGGAAGAGGAGGGGUCAGGCUUUCAUGACACUCGCUCCCCGGGGGUAGUAUGAUGCAUUAUUGUGGCAUAUCCAUAAUGACUCAGUAGGGAAUCUAAGUGUAAUAGCUGUUAGUGUACCAGUGGGUUCGUGGCCAGAUCGACCAUGUCUGCUGUGUCCAACUCCAGUGGGGAGUCCCUUAUAGCCCGUUGGGAGGUCAUUAUGGCCCUACUGUGCUGUUGGACCCGUUCAGGGGGACAGGGGGGGUGCAAGCACACAUUGAAGUAAAAAAGCAAAAACAAGUAGCAAAAAACAGGUAACAAAAAACAGUCCUAUCUCCUCCAAGUUUGAUAAGUUGAGGGAGUCCCGAUAUAAUGCAGGAAAGAUACUUUUUGCCUAUGUACAGUGGACUCUGCCAUUUGAUCACUGGCUAUGUGCCUUCCAUGUCGCCCCUUCCCCCUCCCCCUCCCAAACAGCAUGACCAGAUCCUCUGUGGUCGGUGAGGGGUCACCCCUUACCCGGCCGCAACCCGGUAAGGCCUCUUCUCAUUGUGGAUAAGAGUUCAAUCCCCCAGUGCCAUUUCUGUGGAGCCAAACUCAAAACCAACACCUUAGGUUUAACUUUAGAAUAUGGGGGAAGUCGGUCUCACAUUGUGUGCGUGUAAGGUCCCCUGCCCAUGUCCCCCUCCACCCAAAUAACAUGAAGGGUUCCUGAUCCCCCCCCCCCCCUGCCCCGACAGGAUUCGGGGCUCUUUGUGGUGUGAGAAAGACUUACAAUACCCGCAAAUGUGUCAGCAAUGGAACAGCCGAAGGAGAUCUCCUCCUGGAGUCAGGGUAUGUACUCGAUCUCCAUGAAACACAAGUAAAAGGGGUAUCCCCAGGCAUACUUGAUGCCUGCUCCUCGCAAGGCUCCUGUGAUGGGCCGCCACUCCCUUCUCCGUUGUAGCGUGGAAGGAGUCAGAUCUUGGUAGAGGGAUAGUAACACGCCUGCAUAUUGGAUGGGCCCCUCCCGGCCCUUUUUCAUGAGCACUUUAUUAGUUUUGAAGUGGAGGAAGUGAAUUAUAACAUCUCUUGGGACAUUGGAGUCAGAUAUCUGCAUUCUCAGGGCCCUGUGUGCCCUUUCUAUGUGCCAUUGCUCCUCCGGUAGAUUCGGAAGGAGAGGCUUGAAGAUGGUAAGCAGGAGCCCCUGCAGAUCCUCAUCAUUUCUUCGGGUAAGCCCCUUAAGUGGAGGUUGUUCCUCCGAGAGCCGUUUGCCAUGUCUUCCAGGGCUAGUUCUGUGUCCACCAGGUGCAUUGUGAUGUGAUUUACUCUAUCGACUACAUCGUUAUGGGCCCGUGAUGUUGCUUCCAUACGUUCCUCCAAUUUCGCCGUGCGCUCCCUCAAAGCACCGAUAUCGGCUUGCAGGACUGAUGUUGAUUUUGCGAUCUCUCCAGCCAGAAAGGCUCUGACUUCUGACAGUUUUGCCAGCACUGUAUGCUGAUCAGCGUGGGAGGCCUCUGCAGCGGCACGAGGAGAGCCCUCUGGGGAUGCUCCGUCGCCAUCUUGGAUCCCCGAUCUGCUUGGCCUUUGAGCCGUGAGGAGGUCAAGGACGGUUCCCCCGGACUCUGUGGCCCUCUUCAUUUGUUUCUUGGGGAGUCUCUUCUCUAUAUUGUGGGUCCCAGCAGGGGGCAAAGUUAAAGGUAAGGUCGCUUAUGAUAGCUUUUCAGCGCAAGUUGAGCGGAGCUCUAGUGAGACGCGUCCAGUCCCAUCGACGGUCAGGCCACGCCCCCUUGUCCCUGCUUUUAAAUUACUAUUUUGACUAAUGAAAACCCAGCUUGGGUUGGUAACCGUGCCAAUUGCAAGUGUCCCUGCAGCUCAAUCCUCAUCCUUCACUGCAGGACGAUGGACGUCUCAGGGGGUGAGCUUUGAAAUUGCUGUUUAGUAAAUGAGUGAGUGCAGUGGAUCUUGUAUGUUGUAUUAAUUGGCCCCAGCAGUACCCUUAUAAUGUAUGCAUGUUCAGGUAAGUGAAGCCUCUUGGUUUUAUAUAUUUUCAUUAUACAGAAUACCGGCAGAUGGAGCAGUGAACUUUCCGGAGGUGCAGACCAAAUGGACCACCAAUGUUUGAAUCUACCCCCUCCCUGGCCCAAGGUAAACAAGGAGGAAGGGAAAUUAUUUUGUUUUGGGUAUUCUUGCAUGUCAAGGUUAGCUGCACAUUUUUGGGGGGGAGAGUACCAUUUUUUUAAAUGCCAUUCUUAUAGCCCCUAUCCCCCCACAAUACUACACCUAUUUCACACACUACAGCCCAAUUUCCCCAACACCCCCCAUACUCUAAAGCCCUUAUCCUCCCUAUACACACACUUUAACCCCUUAAGGACCAAACUUCUGGAAUAAAAGGGAAUCAUGACAUGUCGUGUCCUUAAGGGGUUAAAGCUCCUAUCCCCCAACACUUCAGCUGCUAUCCAUCCUAAACACACUGCAGCUGCUGCUCAGAUCACAACCACUACCUCACCAUGCAUUACAGCCCCUAUCCAAGCACUAAAGUUAAAUCCAUACACAUACAGAACACCAUAAACAAUCCUCUCCACAAGCAGCCUUACACGUAACUUCUCCCACACAAAACCCCACUACAGAGUCCCUACAAACAUGCAACACCUUCUUGUAUGCCUGCCCCACUUCACAUCAUAAGCAGCAUCAAAACAACUUAGAUCUCUACAAACAUCCAACCACAACCAGUCUCCACACACAAUACUCAGGCAGCCUACACCCACAUACACAACACGUUUACAUCCACAUCGGCACCACACAUACACCACCACAGGCGGCCUCCAUACACACAUACAAAGUCCUCUCCCAUCCCUGUCUCUUAUUUGUCCUCUGGUGUCCACAGAAAUACAUUGCCAUGCGUGCACACUGACGCUCCACAGAAAUAUACUUCCCACAUCUGUACACUCAUACUCCACAGAAAUACAUCUCCAUAUUCACACACUGACAAUUAACCAACAUACAUCGCCUGCAUGAGAGCGCAAUCAGUGGGUUAUAGCUAGUAUUCCAUUAAGGGGCCUGGUUGAGCACAUAUCAAACAAACCAUAAACCCCUUAAAGGAAUGAACUGACUGCUCCGUCCUCACUCUUGUGUGGAUGCAAUGUUUGGAGCUGGUUGUGUAUUUAGCAAUGUCUGUCCAGAGCAGUGUCUGUAGAGUGAAUGUGUCUAGCAGAGCGUGUAUGUUGUGCAGAAUAGUUUGGUGUGUGUGACUGCGCUGACUGUCCCCUAUUCACUCUUGUGUUGAAUGUAGCUCGUUGUGUGUUUAGCUAUGUGUAGCAGUGUGAUUGUGUGUUUAAUAUUGGUGUAUGUCCCCUGUCCCUCUGUAAAAAUACAUUAAAUGAGGGAAAGACAUUCAGAAGGGGGAUAAAAGAUAAGACACAUAGGGCUUAAAGGAUCACUAUAGGGUCAGGAACACAAACAUGUAUUCCAGACCCUAUAGUGCAACCCCCCCUUUACUACAUUAAACCCUUAAGGACACAUGACAUGUGUGACAUGUCAUGAUUCCCUUUUAUUCCAGACGUUUGGUCCUUAAGGGGUUAAGCUUUGGUUGUUCUGGUGACUAUAGUGUCCCUUUAAGAUGGGAUAAAGACUCAAAAGCAUGAUAAACAGAAUACAAUAUGCAAAGAGAAACAAUAUACAAAAUGAAAAGAGAAACAAAAAGGCGGAAAGAUGCACAAAAGGGGCAAUAGAAUUGGUAAGAUAGGCAAAAGGGGGGGGUUAAUAGUCACACAGAAGCAGUUGAAGUUUGGGGGCGGCAAAAUACGUCUUCAGACAAAAAUCCUUGCACCGGCCCAUUUUACUAAACACUGAAUUUUGUCUUGUUGACUGGGUGCUGCUUGGAUUUACCACUUUCGUAUUUGCCAAAUCUAGCUGAAAUUUGGUCACUGUGACCAAAUAAGCACUAUUCCUUCGGUUUCAUUCGGUCUCUGGUUUAAAAUCAGUACCAUUUGCCCUUAUAAGUGCUUUCCCACUUUUUGAAAAGUGAUUCAAAGCACUCUGGCAGACAAGUCUCAUUUCUCACAAAACUGCCUGGGAAUAUUCCUACAAGAAGAGAAAAAUAUUCAUAAGGCAAGUAUAAUUUUAUUUUAUAUAUAUAUAUUGGGCGCCCCUGUAACGGAUCUCUUAUAAUCACUGCUUGACCUGGUAGAAUUACAACGGAUAUACUCAAGCGGAGUGCGGUUGAUCACUUCCGGGAGGUCCAUACUAAUAAACUGUCGAACGGUUCCCCUUGUAUUCAGCUGUUUUGACCUAAAUUUUGUAAUUCGCUAUUAAGCGAAUAAGCCUUUAAAACAAACAUAAAACGAUAUACAUAUAUAUUAUCUCUCUAUCUCGGUCUCCCUGUAUGGUCUGGGCAGUUAUUAUUUUGCUGAAAGUUAGCAGACUAAUGCAGACACACUGUACUUCCCGUGACUAUACCAGCAUAACCCAUGUUGCCCCCUCUAACGCCCGCCAGACGGGAACUGGGCAGACACUGACAGACAACAGCCAAGCCUCCUGCUCUGUCAUUGGCUGGAACCUUGCCGGUGACUUUUCCGAACGCUGCGAAUUGGAUGAGAUUCUAAAAGAACUGACUGUGACUGGAGUCUGUGGGCGGUGCAGGCGCCAAAAUUAAACCGAUUAUUAAAUGUGACAACGCGGGAGACACAGGACAGUUAGCAAGGGAUCCAAGCUGUAGAAUAGCGCAGUAUUAUCGCAGAUUAAAAUUUAGCAUAACUCAGCAAUACCAUAUUUUAGCACCGCAUAUUAUAACCUAGUAUAGUAUGGCCACCACGCCGAAAAGAAUGUGCAUUGAGCUCACCCCAUCACCGACCUCCACUUCCUCAUCAUCCCCAGGCAGGAGAAAGGUCAAGAGGAUCUCUAUAGAGGGCAACAUUGGUAAGCUUGACUGGGAUGCAGGGGUCAUGGCUGGGAUGCAUGACAUUUUAGUGCAGGGGUCAUGGCUGGGAUGUAUGGUGCAUGGCUAGGAUGGGGUCAUGACUGGGAUGCAUGACCUCUUAGUGCAGGUGUCUUGCUCUGAAGGAUUUGGAUGCUUGGAUUUACCGUGUCAGCUUUACAUGCAGUAUGUAUGUUUAGUAUUCAUAUUGUCAUUUAAUCACUGGGGACACAAAAUACAGUCUUUUACAAUUAAAGCUGACACAUAGUUUUCCACACUGCUUGCAAAUUUGUUUUUAGAAUUAAUCAAUACAGUCCUAUUUAGAUAAUUUUAUUGUAAGAUUCCCGCCAGACGUGCUCCUUUAUUGAAUGUCCAUUAGUUAUUGUCCAAUCACACCCCAUGCUCCCACCACCCCCGGGUUAGCCCCCCCAUAUUGAGAAUUUUAACAAAAGAUUAUUCCAUUUGUUAGAUCUUUGUUAGAUCAGGUUUGAUCAACAAUUUUUUUCGUUAGAUCUACUCUAAAAUAUGCGAUAUUAACAAUCAUUGUCAGGGGGGGCUAACCCGUAGCCAGCCCCCCCUCAACAAAAAUUUGGAGAAAAUGUUGUUGAUUAUGAUAGCUCUACGUUAGAUCAGGUUUGAUCAGGCAAAAUUUUUGUUUGAUCUAGUCUAAUUACUGAGAUAUUGCAUAUAUAAUUAGGGGGGGCUGGCCCCCCCUCAACUGAAAUUUGGACAAAAUGUUACUGAUUUUGGUAGCUAUUCGUUAGAUCAGGUUUGAUCAACUGUUUUUUUCGUUAGAUCUAUCACGCAAGAGGCGGUAUUCCCUACUUAACUUUGUGGGCGUGACUACGGGUUAGCCCCCCCUCAAGUGAAAUUUGAAUUUUUUUUUUUAUUGAUUUUGGUAGCUAUUCGUUAGAUCAGGUUUGAUCAACUAUUUUUUUCGUUAGAUCUAUCACGCAAGAGGCGGUAUUCACUACCUAACUUUGUGGGCGUGACUACGGGUUAGCCCCCCCUCAAGUGAAAUUUGAAUUUUUUUUUAUUGAUUUUGGUAGAUAUUCGUUAGAUCAGGUUUGAUCAACUGUUUUUUUUCAUUAGAUCUAUCACGCAAGAGGCGGUAUUCACUACUUAACUUUGUGGGCGUGACUACGGUUAGCCCCCCCUCAAGUGAAAUUUGAAUUUUUUUUUAUUGAUUUUGGUAGCUAUUCGUUAGAUCAGGUUUGAUCAACUGUUUUUUUCGUUAGAUCUAUCUCGCAAGAGGCGGUAUUCACUACUUAACUUUGUGGGCGUGACUACGGGUUAGCCCCCCCCUCAAGUGAAAUUUGAAUUUUUUUUUAUUGAUUUUGGUAGCUAUUCGUUAGAUCAGGUUUGAUCAACUAUUUUUUUCGUUAGAUCUAUCACGCAAGAGGCGGUAUUCACUACUUAACUUUGUGGGCGUGACUACGGGUUAGCCCCCCCUCAAGUGAAAUUUGAAUUUUUUUUUAUUGAUUUUGGUAGCUAUUCGUUAGAUCAGGUUUGAUCAACUGUUUUUUUCAUUAGAUCUAUCACGCAAGAGGCGGUAUUCCCUACUUAACUUUGUGGGCGUGACUACGGGUUAGCCCCCCCUCAAGUGAAAUUUGAAUUUUUUUUAUUGAUUUUGGUAGCUAUUCGUUAGAUCAGGUUUGAUCAACUAUUUUUUUCGUUAGAUCUAUCACGCAAGAGGCGGUAUUCACUACUUAACUUUGUGGGCGUGACUACGGGUUAGCCCCCCCUCAAGUGAAAUUUGAAUUUUUUUUUAUUGAUUUUGGUAGCUAUUCGUUAGAUCAGGUUUGAUCAACUGUUUUUUUCGUUAGAUCUAUCACGCAAGAGGCGGUAUUCACUACUUAACUUUGUGGGCGUGACUACGGGUUAGCCCCCCCUCAAGUAAAAUUUGAAUUUUUUUUAAUUGAUUUUGGUAGAUAUUCAUUAGGUCAGGUUUGAUCAACUGUUUUUUUUGUUAGAUCUAUCACGCAAGAGGCGGUAUUCACUACUUAACUUUGUGGGCGUGACUACGGGUUAGCCCCCCCUCAAGUGAAAUUUGAAUUUUUUUUUAUUGAUUUUGGUAGAUAUUCAUUAGAUCAGGUUUGAUCAACUGUUUUUUUCGUUAGAUCUAUCACGCAAGAGGCGGUAUUCACUACCUAACUUUGUGGGCGUGACUACGGGUUAGCCCCCUCUCAAGUGAAAUUUGAAUAUUUUUUCAUUGAUUUUGGUAGAUAUUCGUUAGAUCAGGUUUGAUCAACUGUUUUUUUCGUUAGAUCUAUCACGCAAGAGGCGGUAUUCACUACCUAACUUUGUGGGCGUGACUACGGGUUAGCCCCCCCUCAAGUGAAAUUUGAAUUUUUUUUUAUUGAUUUUGGUAGAUAUUCGUUAGAUCAGGUUUGAUCAACUGUUUUUUUCGUUAGAUCUAUCACGCAAGAGGCGGUAUUCACUACUUAACUUUGUGGGCGUGACUACGGGUUAGCCCCCCCUCAAGUGAAAUUUGAAUUUUUUUUCAUUGAUUUUGGUAGCUAUUUGUUAGAUUAAGUAAGAUCAACUGUUUUUUUCCGUAAGAUCUAUCACGCAAAAGGAGGUAUUUACAAUCUUAUUUUAAUUUUGCAGAUAAAUACCAGUAAAUUUUCAUAUCAAGCCACAGGUGACAUCAUAAUUUAGGAAUUUGCUUGGAUUUGCUAACACAAUGUGUAGAUCAUUUUCAAUAUUUUUUUUUUUAUUCUCUACAUGCACAGUAUUGAGGUGAUAAAGUCCAGCAUAUGCCCAGUCUGAACGUAUUAGUGAUAUUUGAAUACAGUUGCAAGAAAAAGUAUGUGAGCCCUUUGGAAUGAUAUGGAUUUCUGCACAAAUUGGUCAUAAAAUGUGAUCUGAUCAUCAUCUAAGUCACAACAAUAGACAAUCAGUCUGCUUAAACUAAUAACACACAAAGAAUGAAAUGUUGCCAUGUUUUUAUUGAACACACCAUGUAAACAUUCACAGUGCAGGUGGAAAAAGUAUGUGAACCCCUAGACUAAUGACAUCUCCAAGAGCUAAUUGGAGUGAGAUGUCAGCCAACUGGAGUCCAAUCAAUGAGAUGAGAUUGGAGGUGUUGGUUACAGCUGCCCAGGUCAGGAGUAAUUCUUGACCAUUCCUCUUUACAGAACUGUUUCAGUUCAGCAAUAUUCUUGGGAUGUCUGGUGUGAAUCGCUUUCUUGAGGUCAUGCCACAGCAUCUCAAUCGGGUUGAGGUCAGGACUCUGACUGGGCCACUUCAGAAGGUGUAUUUUCUUCUGUUUAAGCCAUUCUGUUGUUGAUUUACUUCUAUGCUUUGGGUCAUUGUCCUGUUGCAACACCCAUCUUCUGUUGAGCUUCAGCUGGUAGACAGAUGGCCUUAAGUUCUCCUGCAAAAUGUCUUGGGAAUUUGGGAAUUCAUUUUUCCUUCGAUGAUAGCAAUCCGUCCAGGCCCUGACGCAGCAAAGUAGCCAAAAACCAUGAUGCCCCCACCACCAUACUUCACAGUUGGGAUGAGGUUUUGAUGUUGGUGUGCUGUGCCUCUUUUUCGCCACAUAUAGUGUUGUGUGUUUCUUCCAAACAACUCAACUUUGGUUUCAUCUGUCCACAAAAUAUUUUGCCAGUACUGCUGUGGAACAUCCAGGUGCUCUUGUGCAAACUGUAAACGUGCAGCAAUGUUUUGUUUGGACUGCAGUGGCUUCCUCUGUGGUAUCCUCCAAUGAAAUCCAUUCUUGUUUAGUGUUUUAUGUAUUGUAGAUUCGCUAACAGGGAUGUUAGCAUUUGCCAGUGACUUUUGUAAGUCUUUAGCUGACACUCUAGGAUUCUUCUUCACCUCAUUGAGCAGUCUGCGCUGUGCUCUUGCAGUCAUCUUUACAGGACGGCCACUCCUAGGGAGAGUAGCAGCAGUGCUGAACUUUCUCCAUUUAUAGACAAUUUGUCUUACUGCGGACUGAUGAACAGCAAGGCUUUUGGAGAUACUUUUAUAACCCUUUCCAGCUUAAUGCAAGUCAACAGUUCUUAAUCGUAGUUCUUCUGAGAGCUCUUUUGUGCGAAGCAUCAUUCACAUCAGGCUAUGCUUCUUGUGAAAAGCAAACCCAGAACUGGUGUGUGUUUUUUAUAGGUCAGGGCAGCUGUAACCAACACCUCCAAUCUCAUCUCAUUGAUUGGCUGACAUCUCACUCCAAUUAGCUCUUGGAGAUGUCAUUAGUCUAGGGGUUCACAUACUUUUUCCACCUGCACUGUGGAUGUUUACAUGGUGUGUUCAAUAAAAACAUGGCAACAUUUCAUUAUUUGUGUGUUAUUAGUUUAAGCAGACUGAUUGUCUAUUGUUGUGACUUAGAUGAUGAUCAGAUCACAUUUUAUGACCAAUUUGUGCAGAAAUCCAUAUCAUUCCAAAGGGCUCACAUACUUUUUCUUGCAACUGUAUUCAAAUAUCACUAAUAAGUUCAGGCUGGGCAUAUGCUGGACUUUAUCACCUCAAUACUGUGCAUGUAGAGAAUAAAAAAAAAUAUUGAAAAUGAUCUACACAUUGUGUUAGCAAAUCCAAGCAAAUUCCUAAAUUAUGAUGUCACCUGUGGCUUGAUAUGAAAAUUUACUGGUAUUUAUGUGCAAAAUUAAAAUAAGAUUGUGAAUACCGCCUUUUGCGUGAUAGAUCUUACGGAAAAAAACAGUUGAUCUUACUUAAUCUAACAAAUAGCUACCAAAAUCAAUGAAAAAAAAUUCAAAUUUCACUUGAGGGGGGGCUAACCCGUAGUCACGCCCACAAAGUUAAGUAGUGAAUACCGCCUCUUGCGUGAUAGAUCUAAUCGAAAAAAACAGUUGAUCAAACCUGAUCUAACGAAUAGCUACCAAAAUCAAUAAAAAAAAAAAAAAAUUUCACUGGAGGGGGGGCUAACCCGUAGUCACGCCCACAAAGUUAAGUAGUGAAUACCGCCUCUUGCGUGAUAGAUCUAACGAAAAAAACAGUUGAUCAAACCUGACCUAACGAAUAUCUACCAAAAUCAAUAAAAAAAUAUUCAAAUUUCACUUGAGGGGGGGCUAACCCGUAGUCACGCCCACAAAGUUAGGUAGUGAAUACCGCCUCUUGCGUGAUAGAUCUAACGAAAAAAAUAGUUGAUCAAACCUGAUCUAACGAAUAGCUACCAAAAUCAAUAAAAAAAAUUAUUCAAAUUUCACUUGAGGGGGGGCUAACCCGUAGUCACGCCCACAAAGUUAAGUAGUGAAUACCGCCUCUUGCGUGAUAGAUCUAACGAAAAAAACAGUUGAUCAAACCUGAUCUAACGAAUAUCUACCAAAAUCAAUGAAAAAAUAUUCAAAUUUCACUUGAGAGGGGGCUAACCCGUAGUCACGCCCACAAAGUUAGGUAGUGAAUACCGCCUCUUGCGUGAUAGAUCUAACGAAAAAAACAGUUGAUCAAACCUGACCUAAUGAAUAUCUACCAAAAUCAAUAAAAAAAAAUUCAAAUUUCACUUGAGGGGGGGCUAACCCGUAGUCACGCCCACAAAGUUAGGUAGUGAAUACCGCCUCUUGCGUGAUAGAUCUAACGAAAAAAACAGUUGAUCAAACCUGAUCUAACGAAUAUCUACCAAAAUCAAUAAAAAAAAAUUCAAAUUUCACUUGAGGGGGGGCUAACCCGUAGUCACGCCCACAAAGUUAGGUAGUGAAUACCGCCUCUUGCGUGAUAGAUCUAACGAAAAAAAUAGUUGAUCAAACCUGAUCUAACGAAUAGCUACCAAAAUCAAUAAAAAAAAAUUCAAAUUUCACUUGAGGGGGGGCUAACCCGUAGUCACGCCCACAAAGUUAAGUAGGGAAUACCGCCUCUUGCGUGAUAGAUCUAACGAAAAAAACAGUUGAUCAAACCUGAUCUAACGAAUAUCUACCAAAAUCAAUGAAAAAAUAUUCAAAUUUCACUUGAGGGGGGCUAACCCGUAGUCAUGCCCACAAAGUUAGGUAGUGAAUACCGCCUCUUGCGUGAUAGAUCUAACGAAAAAAACAGUUGAUCAAACCUGACCUAACGAAUAUCUACCAAAAUCAAUAAAAAAAAAUUCAAAUUUCACUUGAGGGGGGGCUAACCCGUAGUCACGCCCACAAAGUUAAGUAGUGAAUACCGCCUCUUGCGUGAUAGAUCUAACGAAAAAUAACAGUUGAUCAAACCUGAUCUAACGAAUAUCUACCAAAAUCAAUAAAAAAAAAAUUAAAGUUUCACUUGAGGGGGGGCUAACCCGUAGUCACGCCCACAAGGUUAAGUAGUGAAUACUGCCUCUUGCGUGAUAGAUCUAACGAAAAAAACAGUUGAUCAAACCUGAUCUAACGAAUAGCUACCAAAAUCAAUAAAAAAAAAUUCAAAUUUCACUUGAGGGGGGGCUAACCCGUAGUCACGCCCACAAAGUUAGGUAGUGAAUACCGCCUCUUGCGUGAUAGAUCUAACGAAAAAAAUAGUUGAUCAAACCUGAUCUAACGAAUAGCUACCAAAAUCAGUAACAUUUUGUCCAAAUUUCAGUUGAGGGGGGGCCAGCCCCCCCUAAUUAUAUAUGCAAUAUCUCAGUAAUUAGACUAGAUCAAACAAAAAUUUUGCCUGAUCAAACCUGAUCUAACGUAGAGCUAUCAUAAUCAACAACAUUUUCUCCAAAUUUUUGUUGAGGGGGGGCUGGCUACAGGUUAGCCCCCCCUGACAAUGAUUGUUAAUAUCGCAUAUUUUAGAGUAGAUCUAACGAAAAAAAUUGUUGAUCAAACCUGAUCUAACAAAGAUCUAACAAAUGGAAUAAUCUUUUGUUAAAAUUCUCAAUAUGGGGGGGCUAACCCGGGGGUGGUCAUGCUCCCGCUUCUAUUCUUUGUUGCAGCUGUUCCCAGCUAGCGUGAUAAAAAAAGAACAGCAUGAUAGCACUACUGUGUCACCAGGGAUAUAUAUUUCCUGUAAAGAGCAGACAUUUCAUUUUUAUUGCUUUGUAAACGAUCUCUUAUAAUUUACCUCCAUUAAACUGGAUAGAAAGAUUUAAACUUUUUAUUUUUUUUUUUUUAAAUACCCCUGCACACAUAUCAUUAGUCUAAAAUACAAAAUAACUAUUCAUAUAUUUAUUAAAGACCAAUACUAUCUUGAAUAUUUUCUGGCUACAGGUUAUUGAUAAUGAAUAGGACAAAAGGGGCGUUGCACAUAGAAAUAUAUUUUAUUUUUUGGAGUCUAGUUCUUACUGUAGGACAGACUGCUAGAGUAUUGACUGAAUUACAAAUGAUGGUCUUUAUACAUAACCACAACAAAAUUUUUAAAAAAAAUCCUACACUGACUUUUAAAUAUUCUUUUUUUUUUUUUUUUUUUUCUACACCGACUCUGCAUAAUAUAAAACACCGCAACAUAAAAUACACUGUGUUUUGUCUUAUUUAUUUUUUUAUGUUAACCACAAUCUGCACAGAAAUAUUAUUUUGUCAUGUGACAUUUUCUUUUCGUAGUUAGUUUUUUUAUGUGACAAAUUAAAAUGUAAUCUGUAGCUAUGUGGUACACCCGAGGACGCCCAUUGUUUGACUUUUGCCCAAGCAGAGGGUUUAGUACAGUGAUGUAUAACCAUGACACUAUAAAUUGUUUCUGGACUACAUUUCCCAUGAUGCUCAGCUAGCUAUAGUAUCUCUAGUGCUGCUUUUUAUAUGUAAAUAUACCUGCAUAGUUUUUUUUUUUGUUUUUUUUUUUUUAAAUGCUGUUCUUUGUACAAAAUGAGCAAGAAUGCUGUUGAUAAAGCAUAUACAAAAAUGAAAGGGUAUGGGGACACCUAAUCUCCACCCCUGUGACUCAUUAGGUCCUAUUGCUAGAAGAAAUGGCUAGAGCUGAUGUUCCAGUGAGUAAAAUGGUUCAGAGGCACACCUAUAUAAUUUGUUUUUGUUUUUUUAAUAACCUUAAUUGGCAGAUUAUAAAGGUUACAUUUGCUUGGAGACUUGCUAGAGAGAGAUGCAUUCUUCUACCCAAAUUUGCUUAUUAGUUUAAUUAAUUGCCACAUGGAAAUCCUGAUUUUUAAAAAUAAAUAAAACAAACACGUUGUAAGUACUAUACAUAUACUAAUUAGAAAGUUAGUGGUGUUAUGGCACAAUAUGAGGUGACACUAGUGUGUCAUGCUAUGUUGACUGAAUAUUACAAUGAAUUUACUUGUUUUUUUUUUUUUAUUUAAAUACAACCCCACAAUGCCCCAACAGCUAUAGCAGGCAGUUCAAAAUACAUAUCAGGAUAGAUGUGUGGCAUUCCAAAAUAACAACAGCACUAAUUUUAUGGUGGAAUAGAUUCAGGCAAGACACAUAUGUCUAAAACAUUGGCUGAAACUAAGCGGGUAGAGACAGGAGGCAAGUUAGACAUACCGAUUAAUAUCAGGAAAGUAAGUGGAUAAGCUUAGUCAAGGAGUAUGCCAAGUAUAACACAAAUACUAUUAUGUCAGACGUGGUAAAGCAUGCAGAGAAAAUCAAGGUAAACAUUCUGACAAUGAGUGACUAUAGUAUGGUUAUUACACUGUACUAAUCAGACUGCACAUUCAGUAGCUUGUACUGCUGAGGCCACCUGCAACAAUCAGACCUUUGUAUAAGAAAAAAGUAAAAGAAGCAAGCAUCAAUACAAAAUAAACUACAGCUGCUGCUGCAAAACAUAGCUCAGCAUCUGGUAGGUAUGUCCGCUCCCAUGGAAAAGCAUUAAAGUCAGCCAAUUCCAACACUGGAUUUAAUGUGUGUAUCCGAACUCAGUCCUGAGGGGGCUGUGCAGAGGAGACCAGGUGAGGUGCCCCUCCAGCCCCAGGCCCGUCUGAGAACUGACACUACAAUUGCAUGAUGCUCAAGCUUCAUCCAGAACAAUUCAAAGAUUGCCUCAAGUUUAUCUGACAUUGUGAGGGAUAGUAUGGGGAAUUAUUGACCCAGCAGGGAUCAGGAUAACCCCCACCAGCCAAGCACUUUAGUCGAUUAUUUGGCGAGAGAUAGGUCGCGUCCCUUGCUCUCGAACAAACAGUUGGCCACAGGUAGUUUCAGGAACCAGUAAGAGCUUGACAGAGCUGAGCGUGUCAGUCCAAGAUGUGCUUAGGCGUCUUAAGUAGCGUAUGCAUCAGAUAUAGUUCCAAUAUGUACAGGAUUACUUGAUUUAUUUGUUAAAAUCAAAUGCAAGUUGAGGAGCUCUCUGUCUGCUUCCUGCCUGUACGGCAGCCCGGCCCCAGCCCCCUACUUUGUUGUUUUUGUAAGGUGUUGUAAGGAGAGGAGAGCUUAGUGUCACUGACCUAGCCCUAGAUAUAUUUUUCUUACAAGCUAAUUGGUUUAAAGUAGGGAUCGACUGAUCAUUGGUCUGGCCGAUACUCUGAAUUUUCAGCAAUAUCGGUAUCUAUAAAGAUACCGAUAUUGCCGAUAAUGCAGACAGGGCAAUGAGAAUGGGGCUUAAUGUGCGGCGGGGCUAAAUGUGGCACAAACUGGAAAGUGUGGGGUAAGCUCGAAGGAGUCCAUGCUCCCCAUCUACCUACCCCAGUGGCCUUACAACCCCUACUAUCCCAGUGGCCUUACAACCCCUACUACCCUAUCUACCCCAGUACCCUUACAACCCCUACUACCCCAGUGCCCCUGCUUGCCUAUCUACCCCAGUGCCCCUACUCCCCGCCUACCCCAGUGCCCCUGCUCCUUAUCUAUCCCAGUGCCCCUGCUUGCCUACCAUAAUCCCCCUACUCCCUGUCUAUCAUAGUUCCAUCUGCCCAUCUUGGUGCCCCUGCUCCCUGAUCUAUCUUGGUGCCCCUGCUUGCCUAUCUAUCUUGGUGCCCCUGCUCCCCAUCCAGCAUAGUGCUCCUACUCCCUGUCUACCGUCGUGCCCCUGCUCGCCUAUCUACCCCAGAUUCCUACUCCACAUAUUUACUCAAAAACACACACACACACACACUGCAUUCACUAAUCAAAUACUCUCACUGUAUCCACUACACACAUAUUCUUGAAAACAUAAAUUCUGACUGGCAUGUAUAUUUUGUGCAUUUACCUUAAUAAAAAAAUAAUAAUAAACAUGUAUAGUUAACAGUAGAUUUGUGUAGAAAUAAUUUUUCAAAACGGUAAAUGUACAGAGUAUCGUAAUCGGUAAGUUGUCGGCUAUUGGCCUGAAAGUUCAGAUUAUCGGUAUAGGCUCUAAAAAAUCAAUAUCGGUCGAUCACUAGUUUAAAGUAGUGGUGCCCAAAAGGUAGAUCCCCAGAUGUUGUAGAACUACAACUCCCUUGAUGCUUUGUCUGCCUUUGGAAUGCUUUUAGAAUGAGAAUGCAUCAUGGUAUCUGGAGAUCUACCUUAUGGGCACCCCUGAUUUAAAGGAACACUGAAAAAACCAUGACAACUACAGCCACUUGUAGUUGUUAUGGUGCCUAUGGCCCCACCUUGUAAUUAGUCAAACUAUUUUAGAAUGUUUUGACUUCUUAUCUGGGGUCUGCCAGAAGCUAUUCCCUGCCUCAACUUCUAAUACAGGAGAGGCAGACUUUCCUAAGCAGGAGCUUCCAUUACUUUGUUGGCUGAGAGCGCUAGCUGAUCGCCCUCAACCAAUGAGCUAACAGAACUUCAAGCUCUUCAGUCCUAGUUGUGGUGUUGGAGAGAGGUGCCAGCAGACCUUAAUACAUUUAUUAAGAAACCGUUUAGCUACUUACAGUUAUAGCACCAUAACAACCAUAACUAUAGUGAGCUGUAGUUAUGCCAUGGGGCUUGGGGUGUUCUUGCAAACACAACUGGGAGAUAAGACUAAAAAAAAUCUGUGAUGAAAACUUAACAUAUUAGUAAAAAUAGAGCAGCAAAUAGAUUCCCUUUUUCUGUCCAAAAUCAAUUGCAUCACAACCUGGGAAGACAAAAUUGUGGCCAGGAUGGUGGUACCAGCUCCACCUAAUGGGCUUGGACCCUAAAGAUAAUGUCAAAAUACACAGAACUAAUAUGGAGAAGUCGUCCCCAGAAAUGGCAACGUUCAAUGCUGGUAUAGUACUGUUGGAACACGAUACUUAUUUGCACCCUGUUAUACCGAGUAAACUUAAUUGGGGAAAUAGGUGUAAAUCGGGGGCAAGACAAAGGGUUGUGUGUGCUGUAGCUGACUUAGGUAUCCAUAGAAACAAUAUAUGUAUACAUCUUUAUUAGUCUACCAUUUAAAAGAUACCAUUGUUGCAACACUUGCACAGAACAGAAUAAAUAGAUAAACGCCUGUGAGUGAAGUUUCCUAGAUUAUAACAGUCUAACUAGUAAAGUAACAAAUUGUAUCUAAAAGUACUCACUAAGAUCAACUGUACAGAGUGAGUUAGGGAAAUAUAGACAGAGGGGAUUAUUCACUAAGCAUGUGAUAGCUAAAUAACCUUCUGAAAAAAGACUGAUGGCGCAAACAGAGUAUGUCCUAGUGACAUCAAAGAAAGCAAUAUCACCACAGAGAUCGAGAGCUCAAACCCUGGUAACUUGUCCUAGACGCACAGUGUAUGUGCAGUUAAUCUAUGGAUUCGUAAGGUAACUGGUUUUAAUGCCCUCGAUUAGCCUUAUGGGACGGUAUGUUAAGUGGAGUGUGUCUCACAUCCCAUACCGGGAUCUAGAUAGGGGGACCGCUAUGCUUAUUCCCUAGAUCUCCUCGUAACACCUUCGUGGGUGUUCUAAUCUACGGCUAAUUCUGAGGUGAAUAUAUUAAAUAUCUUGUCUCAAUAGCGCCAAGUUCCUAAUCCCCAAGUUAAAAAUAACAUGGUGAAGCCAUAUGAGCUAAAGAAAGUGGGUGUCAAUACACCAAACAUGCAUAGUGAUGUGCUCAAAAAUGAAAUCCAUAAAAGAUAAUGGAAAAGCCUGACGCGAGUUUCGGAGUUGAAGUUAAAUCAUUUGUCAGGGAAAGAACCGUCCAUCCAAAAUCCCGGGAUAUUUAAAUGUGCUCUGGCCAAUCAGAAUAGCGUCAGCCAUGACGCUGUAAAUUGAUAGCCACGUGGGGGGUGUAUGUGGGAGGAGUUAAUCCUCUAGCAUCAUUUGAUUGAUAGUCGUUCCUUAAUAUGUUACGUCCCCAUGUAGCAAUACGUUUGGUAGCCAUGUAGGGGGAUGUUAGGGCAGGAGUUGGUCCCCAAACAUUAUUUGAUUGAUGGGACCGUUCUUUGAUAUUCUGCAUCGCCAUGUAGCAAUAUAAUUAAGCCUGGGGGCAUCCUCGUUUAAAUAUAGUAGCAAAUAGCCAGUGAAUGGUACACUAUAUAAUGUUGGCUACAUUACUUUCACUAGUAUGUGAAAUGAUUAUCACAAACAGAAUUACUAUAUAUAAUUCUGUGUAUUGGAGUACGGGAUGCCCAGGGUUCUUAAAGUGACAGUAAUAUACUUUGUAUUUAAUCCUUAUUUCUUUUGGUAAGAGCAAAUGAAAUGGUUUCGGAAGGAGGUUUAAAUUCUAUGAGUACACACUGGGAGAAAGAUAGUGAUUAUUGUGUAUAUACAAUGAAUGUAAUAAAAACAACCAAAACUGGGUAUGGGUGUCUAACUAUUUACAGGUGUUGGAUCAUAUUUUAGAGCUUUUUAUAUGAAUGAAGAGUAAGAAAAACCCUCAUUGAGUCCCCUAGGGGACAAAGUUUUAGUAUCCUUUAUUGACUAUUGGAUUCCUAGAUUUUCUUUUUUUUUUUUUUUUUUUGACCACGCAUGAUUUCUAAUUUAGUGAGCAAAUAAUCCUGUGCUUUUGUAUUUGAACUGAAUGUGCUUAGACGUUUAAUUAUUUCUGCUUAUAUUUCUUUCCAAACAGCUGCAGGCAAAUCCACAUUUGUUAGUAUCCUUAAGAAAUGUAAUGACGAUUGGGACGUUGUUCCUGAACCUAUUGCAAGAUGGUGCAAUGUCCAAAGCUGCCAAAAUGAAUUUGAGGUAUGUAACGUGCAUGUGAUUUUUAUCUAAUCUAUAUUAAAGGGUUAGUCUAACCCUUUAGGUUUCACCCAGAAUCCAGUGCCGGUUAAAGAUCCUGGCACAUAUCUUCCAUGCCCCCUCUGACGUCACUGUAGCUAUACUUGGUCCAAUCACAGGCUUUUCAGAGAAGCCUGAGACUGGUCCGUUUUGUCAGGUCAGAGCGCAUGCGUGCACUCUGGAUAUUUAGAAACAAAACUAUGUGCAAUGGACGGAAGCAGGAGAAGCGCAAUGUGGGUGGGAGGGGGAAACAAUCUUUCCCUUGCUUUUGUCAGCAGCAUGCAAGGUGCACUAACGACAUACGUUUAUUUUUUUUUAUGCACAGAAUUGAUAUUGGUGAGCUUAAGUCACAUGUGCUGUGGUUGCAACUAGCCCCCAGCACACAAUUCUGUUUCUGCUUGAAACACUGCACAUAUCUUUAUGUGCAGUGUUUCAAGCACAAACACUGCACAUACAUAUUACCAAGGUGACUUAAGUGGUCAUGGUGGUUAUCAUGGUUCUUCUUUUUCCUUUUUUCCUUUUUUGUCAUGUUGGUAUGAAAAAUUAAUAUUAGAUAUUUGACAUUGUAAGAUAAAACUAUUAUUGUGGCUUUUGGGGAAGGUGACGAGGUGUUUAUUUAAUUUACUGACUUUCUUUCUUUUUUGGUUUUCUCGUACCCCUUUUCCCUAAAUAGGAGUUGUCUACAUCUCAGAAGAGUGGUGGUAACCUCCUCCAGAUGAUGUAUGAAAAACCUGACCGUUGGUCCUUCACAUUUCAAUCCUAUGCUUGCCUGAGUCGCAUUAGGGCACAGUUAAAAGCUUUUGGAGGGAAGUUGAAAGAAGCUGAGAACCCUGUGCUCUUUUUCGAACGUUCUGUGUAUAGUGAUAGGUAAGAAAAUACAUUUAUUGGUAAACGUUCCCAGACUGACAGAGAUGGGCUUUUGCUACAGCUGGUUCCAAAAACAUUUCCCCAAGAGAAUCCACUAUAUUUGAUAUAGGCCACCCUUGGUAUCUCCUCAACUUAGGACCAUGAUGUUCAGCCAAGCUUGAUGAGUGUCAUGAUGGCAGCGGUUGACUACUUGUCCAUGAACUACAUUGUUGUUUUUUCUGCUGAAGAUAUUUAUUGUGUAGCCAUGAGAAGAGUAUUUUGUUCAACUCCAGCUCAUAUUGUGUUGUCUCUCACCCAGCUCUUUCUCACUGUGAUUUAAUGACUAAACUCUAGUCUAAAGCUAACUGAAUUGCCAUUUUACUGUUACUGCAAUUCAGUCUUUAGUCAAUAAACCCCACAAUGCUGAUAUGUUACUUAAAGGAACACUAUCGGGUCAGGAACACAAACGUGUUAAAACCACCUGGUCCCUCUUGCCUCCUUAAAUAUAGUAAAAUCUUACUUGUAGGGAUCAACAGAUAUUGGUUUUGUAGAGCCGAUACCGAUAAUCUGUGAACUUUCAGGCCGAUAGUUUCUGUAUAUUUACCAUUUUGAAAAAAUAAACUAUUUCUAAAGGUAAAUGCACAAAAUAUACAUGCCACAUGUAGUGGAUGCAGUGUGUUUAGACAGGGGAGCUGUGUAUGUGUGUGUAGUGGAUGCAGUGUGUGUUUGUGUAGUGUGUGUAUAGUGAAUGCAGUGAGUGUUUUUGUAGUGUGUAUAUGUAGUGAAUGCAUGGGGUGUGUUUGUGUAGUGUUCGUAUAGUGAAUGUAGUGAGUGUGUUUGUGUAGUCUGUUUAUAUAAUGAAUGUAGAGUGUGUGUGUGUGUGUAUAUAAUGCAGUGACUGUGUAGUGUGUAUAUAAUGCAGAGUGUGUGUGUGGUUAUAAUGUGUAGUGUGUGUGUAUAUAAUGUAGUGUGUGUGUAUAUAAUGCGGUGACUGCGGAGUGUGCGUGCGUAGAAUGUUGAGUGCGCGCGUGUGUGUGUGUAUGUAUGUAUAUAUAGUGUGUGUGUGUGUAUGUAUAUAUUGCGUAGUGUAUAUGUGUGUGUGUAUAUAUGUGUGUGUGUGUGUGUGUGUGUAUAUAUAUAUAUAUAUAUAUAUAUAUAUAUAAUGUGUGUAUGUAUAUAUUGCGUUGUGUGUGUGUGUAUAUAUAUAUAUAAUGCGUAGUGUGUGUGUGUGUGUGUGUAUAUAUAUAUAAUGCGUAGUGUGUGUGUGUGUGUGUGUGUGUGUGUGUGUAUAUAUAUGUAUAUAUGUGUAUAUAUAUAUAUAUAUAUAUAUAUAUAUAUAUAUAUAUAUAUAUAUAUAUAUAUAGCGUAGUGUGUGUGUAUAUAUAAUAAACCCCACAAUGCUGAUAUGUUACUUGAACACUAUAGGGUCAGGAACACAAACCUGUGUUAAAACCACCUGGCCCCUCUUGCCUCCUUAAAUAUAGUAAAAUCUUACUUGUAGGUAUCAACCGAUAUUGUUUUUUUUAGAGCCGAUAAUCUGUAAACUUUCAGGCCGAUAACUUGCUGAUAUUCUGUGCAUUUACCAUUUUGAAAAAAUAAACAAUUUCUAAAGGUAAAUGCACAAAAUAUACAUGCCACAUGUAGUGGAUGCAGUGUGUUUAGACAGGGGACCUGUGUGUGUGUAGUGGAUGCAGUGUGUAUUUGUGUAGUGUGUGUGUAUAUAAUGAAUGCAGUGUGUUUGUGUAGUGUGUAUAGUGAAUGCAGAGUGUGUUUGUGUAGUGUGCGUGCGUAUAGUGAAUGUAGUGUUUGUGUAGUCUGUUUAUAUAAUACAGUGACUGUUUGUGUAGUGUGUGUAUAUAAUUAAUGCAUAGUGUGUGUGUGUAUUGUGGCAAAUCUAGCCACCUAAGACUGUAUUUAUCUUAUGUUAUUGUGCAUUCAGACUGCCUGAACUGUCCAUGUUACUUAUUCUGUGUUUGAGGUGAACGAGAGCAUUCGUAUGCUGGUGGCAUGAAAGCCACCAGCAUUCAUACAGUAGUUUCACAAACAGUGAAUUUCAACACUGUUCGUGAAACGAACAAACUACUGAAUUGGAGACCACACACAGGAGGUCGUGUGGCUCCCAUUACGGUUUGCAACAAUGUAUCUUUCGGCAGUUAAUAGAUGUUCAGGGUGGCCGCCGUUCGGAUACCGACCACGUGGAGGCGGCCAUCUUCGAUCCUUUGUUAGCUCAGCGGUGUUUGGUCGUCGAGUGUCUGGAACUAAAAUCGGCUACUCGACGGCACGAAUACAGCUGGACUUCCAGGCCGUUUGGGAACUCCGGUCUUUCGGUAUUCUAUCUCUACACGUGUAUUCGGGACUUUUAUGAAGAAUUUGUAUUCAGCUGUAUUUCGUGCAGCGUUCGGCUAAUUGUGCUAGGAUCUGAGCGGUACUUUCACGAAGUAUGCGCUCAGACCCCAGCUAUCUGCCGAACGGUCAUUCGGUACAAUAGCACGAAUAAUAUUGGAGUUAUGGAUUUUUAUGUAAAUAGCCAGUUCUGCUGUACGGAGGGAUAAUCCACUUAACUGGAUAUUCUAGUGGGAGUAUCCCUCUCGUACAGCGGUGCCUGGUGGGAGAAAUGUUCUGUAUGUUAAGUCCCCCAUGUAGUUCCCUACUGUACAACCCCUGUAAAGUCGGUAAGGAAACCCCUUGCAUGGGAAACCACAUAAAUACUGGAGCUUGUGAAUAAAACUUCAGUUGACUCCCAGCCUAUAUGUCGUCUAGUUCUUGGGAAGGAAGGAUCCUUAUAACGCUACCGGGAUUAUUGUAUGCUGUACUUGCUUUACUGAAUUAUUGUAUGUUUUUCCUGUCUACCAGCGGAGAUACUGUGGAUUAUACUACCUCUCCGCUACAUAGUGUGUGUGUGUGUGUGUAUAAUGCAGAGUGUGUGUGUAUAUAAUGUAUUGUGUGUGUGUAUAUAAUGCAGAGUUUGUGUAGUGUGUGUGUGUGUGUGUAUAUAAUGUAUUGUGUGUGUAUAUAAUGCAGAGUUUGUGUAGUGUGUGUGUGUGUGUGUGUGUGUAUAUAAUGCAGAGUUUUUGUAGUGUGUGUGUGUGUGUGUGUGUGUGUAUAUAAUGCAGAGUUUGUGUAGUGUGUGUGUGUGUGUGUGUGUGUGUAAUGCAGAGUUUGUGUAGUGUGUGUGUGUGUGUGUGUAUAAUGCAGCUUGUGUGUGUGUGUGUGUAUAUAAUGCAGGUGUGUAGUGUGUGUGUGUAUAUAAUGCAGAGUUUGUGUAGUGUGUGUGUGUAUAUAAUGCAGAGUUUGUGUAGUGUGUGUGUGUAUAUAAUGCAGAGUCUGUGUAGUGUGUGUGUGUAUAUAAUGCAGAGUUUGUGUAGUGUGUGUGUGUGUGUGUGUGUGUGUGUGUGUGUGUAUAAUGCAGAGUUUGUGUUCUGUUCACCACUGACCCCCGAAGCACCUCUAGGUGCCAUCUAAGGAGUGGCCAGUAGAGUUAUGACUAGGCUGUAAUGUAAACGCUGCAUUUUCUCUAAAAAGCAGCGUUUACAGCAAAAAGCCUGAGGGGAAUGAUUCUUCUCACCAGAAAAAAAUAAAUCGAUAAGCUAUAGUUGUUUUGGUGACUAUAGUGUCCCUUUCAUUUGAAAAAUGUUAUUAAAAGUUAUUUUAAUCUGUUUUAAAGCUGAUUUGUGAUCCUGUGCCUUAAAACAGGUUUUUGUCUUACUUAAAUAUAAGAUAGUGUAUUGUUACAUUUUUGUUGCAUGUAUACAAUGCAUACAGCCUACACUUUCAACUAAAACAUUGCACAUUGAUACUUUACCAUGUUUGUUUCUGCAACCCUUAAAAGGGAAACUGCCACUUUCAAUAUUGUGUUUACUUGACCCUAAAUUUCACAAAUGUGUAUUUGUGAAGUAUGAAAAUUAAAUAUUGGAAAUACACACAUUUUUAUCCUGUCACUGGGUGUCUCCAUCUCGGCUCCCUGUCCGUCAUUGUUAUAAGCUCUGUCCUUUGCAUAAAAUCAAUAAAGUGCCUUUCGCACUUCUCAAAUAGCAAUAAAAGUGCAUGUGCAGCGCUAUACAUAAUCUAAUUUUGGCUUGUGAAAGCUUAGUACUUUUUUUGUGCUAUUUUGCCUUGUCUGAACUGGACUAUGAAAUAAUUUGCUACAUGUUACAUUCAAAUUAAAAGGGAAUCAGAGCAUCUCAUGAAAACCGUUUUUUUAAUGUUUUAUUUAAUGGUGUAGAUUCCAGAAAGGUGACAGUCCCCCUUUAAGACUGAACCAAAGUAUAGCAUUCUCCAGCUCCACAACAAAACAACCCCAUUUUUCUUCCUUCUCUUCUCGCAUCAAGACAUAACACAGAAUGGUCUAUUUUUCUUUCCAGAUAUAUCUUUGCAUCAAAUUUAUUUGAAGCAGAGUGUAUGAAUGAAACUGAAUGGACUGUUUACCAGGACUGGCAUGAGUGGAUGAAUAAUCAGUUUGGAGCAGAUCUAGAAUUAGAUGGGAUCAUUUAUCUUCGAGCCAAUCCUGAGGUAAUUACACCUUAACCUGAUCCAAGCAUCUGCUCCCGGAUAAAACUUUUAAUAAAAGAUGCUGUGUUCCCAUUUUUGAAAAGUGACGCGUUAAGUAAUCUGUUUAGAAAACCUUUUCUUUUUAAAUGUAUUUUCCUUACUUUUAAUUUAUUUUCUCAAACUGGGCAAAUAUUGGUUUUGGGGGGACAACUCCUGUACAGUUAGAACUUGGUUUUCAGAUUAUCAGAUGUAAUACAUGGUGUAUUGUCUUAACAGAAGCAUCCCUGUGAAAAUGGUUAGAAUGUGGCAACAGGUUGGAUGCACAUGGUUCCAUUACUAAAGUGCUUUGUGGCAUUUAAAUGGUGCCUAGCAUAUGCACCAAAAUUAUUUAUCUUAUUAACUAUAUUGCUGACAUGGAGCAAGAUGAAUGCCUGGAUUAAAGAAACACUAUAGAGUCAGGAAUACAAACAUGCACUGGUGCAUUUUCUACUUUGGGGCAGAUAUUCUAUUGUUUAUUAAAUCUGUUUAAAGUGGUGUCAAAUCUGCCUGAUUUUGAAUCAAGACUUAAAGCUUCAUUCAACUGGUUUUUAACUAGGUUCUCUUUACCCUGUAUGGUACGUUCUAUUUAAUGCUUCAUUUUAUCUUCAUUCCAUUUUCAUUUUAGAAAUGUUUAAACCGGAUCUAUUCCCGUGGUAGGGAGGAAGAACAGGGAAUUCCCGUGGAAUAUCUAGAGAAACUUCACUACAAGCAUGAAUGCUGGCUUCACCACAGAACCAUGAGGUUGGCUAAACAUAUUUAAUGGGUUGGCUAAAGAAAUGUUAAAUUUUUUUAUAUUUUCUAAAUAAUGCUAUAUUUUAGUGGGCCUUGCAUUACAUAUUAACAUUCUAAAACCCACAGUUCGAUAUGCUAUUUAGUGUCUCCAUCUCAAGUUUGACUUGCCUGUUUCCCAGCAGCUAUAGUAAUGUGUAUAUAACUAGAGAGGAUACAGCAAACAUGCAUUGGAAGGGUAGGUUUAGCAAAAUACAAAUUAAAGUACAUGAACCAUUUUCAGGUAAACCAAACAAUAAUGCAUAUGUUUAAAUUUUAAUAGUGUGUGUGUGUGUGUGUGUGUGUGUAUAAUAUAUAUUAUAUUUAUAUUACAGAACAUUGUGACAAAUUAAGUAGAGAAGCGUUGGGGUGCAAGGGAGGCUGAGGAAAUAUUGAGGUUAUACAUACUGGGAGGAACAGCAGGUGUGAGUGCUCAUGGUGGUUAAAUGUGAAAUUGUGUUAUAAUGUGUAGCUCUGCUGUUUACCUUUGAACUGACUUAAAUUUAGUUAACAAUUAAGCUUCUAUAUUUUUUCCAGAGAGGUAUGAGAUUUCUAAUUUAAAUUCCAUAUAGUGCCUAGCCCCUUCCACUUCUGGGAGUUUGACCUGAACCUGUCUGACAGGUUUCUAUGUCAUUGGCACAAGGGUUGACUUAAUACUAUAGUAAUGUGGUGGGUGUGAGUUUGCACUCUGAAGCAUGUUCAAAAGUCAUCCAUUCUACCAGCUGGUAUAGACAGCUAGAUAUACACAAAAAACACUGCACAGACAGUAAAAAUAGGAUAUUAUGAUAUAUAUAUAUAUAAUGAUGAACUGCCUAUUAAAGGAAACAAAUGCAUUUGGAGGCACUAUAAAACACUACAUCGGUUAGUAUGGGGCUGCUAAGCCCAGGUAUUGUGCACCACUAGGGUUUCAUCUCAUUCUGCCAUGGGCAAUUUGGGAAUCAGGGGGCCGUAGCAAAAUAAUUCUCUCAUUGGGAUGGUAAUGUAUUAAGGUAACUUUUGAUUUGCUAAUAUAGUAUGUGUGUACAUUCCACGUUAAAUCACACUUCAUAUAUUUUAAUUGUACAAAGUUGAAGCUGUAUGUGAAAGAUAAUUUAAGGGAAUAUUAUUGCUGGGGUUAAAUGUUGAUUUUUAGAUUAAAAAAAGUGUUCUGUUCCACAAGUUCUAUUUAAAUAGCAAACUGCUUCAGUAAUCCACUAAACCAAGCCUAUGAUUUUUAAUGACUGUUUCUCAGCUGUAUAUACAGCUUGCAUUUAAAUAGACUUGUUAAGGAACUAAUAUAUAUGAAAUCUGACUAAUUAGUAUGACAUGCCUUCGUGUGCUGUAAUUGUAUACUUCAGGGACAAAAUCAAAUGAUCUUAAUUAAGUGGUAAUUGUUAAUUAGACAGUGCAACUAUCAGACUGAUCAAUUUUAUAUAUUUAUGGUGUAGUUUAAUUUAAGUAAAUUAGCUGUAAAGUUGAUGUUGAGUCUGAGUAUGUUAGCUUUGGUUAGCAGGUCAGCAGUAAAUAAAUAAAAACUGGGUAUUUGAUUUUGAGUGAAAAACACCCUAAAUUGGUGGUUACUUAAAAUAUACAGUUUUGACACUAGAUCACAAGGAAGUUUGUUUUGUAAGUAGCUUUUUUAAAGGGGAAGAAAAUUGUGCUUUUGUGUAAAUUUAUGAAAUAUUUUAUGAUUGGCUAUACGUGGCUAACUGAGAUAAUAUGGACCUUGAUAUCUACCAGUGGAACAAUUCUGUGUGCUAAAUUCUACAUUCCUUUUGUUUCAAUGGGGCUUGCUCCAAUUUCAAAACUUUAUCAACAAAUUAUUUUUUUCUUUGGUACCAACACGUAUUUGUCAUCUCACCCUUACAUCUAUUGGCAAACUGAAGUCUAAAUUUCAUGUUGUAAUACUUCUAAUUGAGAAGCUAGUUAUUUUUUAUUAUAAAUAUUAUUAUUUUUUUUCCUUAAAUUGUUACAGUAUGCUUUCCAACCUUUUGGGGUGUUUUAUGGUGGUAGUUUUAGCAACUCCUAUUAAACCUACUUUGUAAACUACAGUGCUUUCUACAGCCUGACAAACACCUACAUUAGAUUGCACUCCAAACACACCACCCUCUUGCCUUGCAUUUGUGAGCACUAGGGAUCGACCGAUAUUGAUUUUUUUUUUUUUUUUAGAGCCGAUACCGAUAAUCUGUGAACUUUCAGGCCGAUAGCCGAUAACUUGCCGAUAUUCUGUGCAUUUACCAUUUUGAAAAAAUAAACUAUUUCUAAAGGUAAAUGCACAAAAUAUACAUGCCACAUGCAGUGUAUUUAGACAGGGGAGCUGUGUGUAUUUGUGUAGUGUGUGUGUGUGUAUAUAAUAAUGCAGGGUGUGUUUGUGUAGUGUGUGUAUAGUUAAUGCAGUGACUGUGUAGUGUAUAUAGUUAAUGCAGGGUGUGUGUGUAUAUAAUGAAUGCAGGGUGUGUUUGUGUAGUGUGUGUAUAGUUAAUGCAGUGACUGUGUAGUGUGUAUAGUUAAUGCAGGGUGUGUUUGUGUAGGGUGUAUAUAAUGAAUGCAGAGUGACAAACACUACACAAACACCCCUGUGUGGUGUGUGUGUGUGUGUGUGUGUGUAUAGUGAGUGCGGUGUGGUGUGUGUGUGUGUGUGUGUGUGUGUAUAUAAUGUGAGCAUUAUAUACACACACUACAUUAUAUACACACUCUGCAUUAUAUACAGAGUGUGUAGUGUGUGUGUAUAUAAUGCAGAGUGUGUGUUCCUGAAGGGAUGUGAUUUGUGUAAAAGGGGAGAACAUUUAUUUUUAAUGUUUAUAUGUUUUAAUUUUUUGUUACCUGGCCAGGGAGGGGGGGCUAUUACCGUUCCUGGUGGUCAGGUGGCAUGGAUGUGCAGUGGGGGGCCGGCAGCAAGCGCUUACUUACCUUUCCAGCAGCUCCCAGUGUAAAUCUCACGGCCUGCGUGCUGUGCGGAGCGUUGCCAUGGUAAACCGUGGCAACGCUCUGACGGCAGCGGGACUCGCAAGAUUUAGACAGGGAGCUGCUGGAAAGGUAAGUAAGCAUUUGCUGCCAGGCUUGUAAUGGGCCCGGCGGUCCUGUUAUGCAUUAUUGGCAAUAUCGGUAUCUCUAUUGGCCAGUACCGAUAUUGCCGAAUAUCGGCCGAUAAUAUUGGUAAAACCGACAAUCAGUCGAUCCCUAGUGAGCACUAAUAUGCAGAUUAUUCUUUGUCCUAUAGUUGCUUAUUGAAAAUCCUUAAAAUUUGAAAUGUUGAGGUAAUUAUUAAAACGUGAUUUAUAACUUUUAGUUUUUACUAUUUUUUUUUUUUUUUUUUACUGUGCCUUUAAAGGAGCACUAUAGAGUUAGAUAUACUAACGUAUUCCUAACACUAUAGCACAAUAGUUUUUAUUUAAUUGUAUUAAUCUCCCUCUUCUGCAUUGUGAGCGUUGGAAGGAUAAGCUUUACUUACCUUUCAGUCCUCACUGCGCCAGUCUACUUGUGGAAACUCUGUCUCCUUGGCUGAGAUCAUCAAGAUAUCAUCCAAUCCACUGCUUUCCCACAGGAAACCAUUGAAAGGCUAGUACUAAUUCAAUUAGAACGGCAACAUUUUCUCCUGCAGAGUUAAAACUAGAUGACAUGCACCCAGAUCACUUCAUAGAGAUGAAGUAGCCUGGUUGCCUGCAGAGUCCCUUUAAGCAUUGCCUUUCUGAAGAGUUUUUAGUACAAAUAUACAAUAUAAGCUCUAUAUGGCCCGUGUGUCACCUCUAAAUUUCACUGUUUUUAAAGGAUGGAGUCUAAUUACUUACAAGAAAUUCCUAUCCUGACAUUGGACGUGAAUGAAGAUUUUAAAGAUGAUGAACAGAAGCAAGAACACUUGAUAGAAAAGGUAUGUAACUACUUAUCAUUGGUAAAACAGAAAUUUGUUGUCUAUCAUAGAAUUUAAUGAGGGGUAACACAUAAAUGUAUCUCUUUAAAGCUGUAUAAGUUUAGUGCUCCACCACAGGUUCACUGGCAAAUCUGAUUCUAGAAUACAAAUGAAAACAUUGAUUGGCUUUAUCUCUUGUCCUCUCAUAACCUUUUGUAUUUUACAGGUUUAAUGUUUUGGUUUUUCUUUUUCCCAAGAAACACUUAAAGAUGUAUGCUUUGCUUGCUUGCCAAAACUUACCUGUAGGUUCCAUUUACUUUAUGCCUAUGAUUUCUUCAAUCUUCGCAUAGUUCCAGGACUCUGCCACAUUAGAAAAAGGAAUUGCACCAAUAAAUGACCAUGAGAGAGGAGAACUAAAAUAAAGGUGCUGCUUGCAGAAAAGCCAUCUCACUAAUCCCAUAGCGACCAAACUGCAUUAUAGGGAAUAAUGUUUAGAUGGUCCCAAGUAUUGAGUAACUCACUUCUUAUGAUGAGCACAUAUCACACUUUGCCAAAGAAAUAUAAGUAAAGAGUACCAUUGCCAGAGUGUCUGCAUCACUGGGGUUGUGCAUCCAGCUUUUGAGAGCAGAUUCAAACAUGUAGGAGGGACUAUGGAAAAGUGUCAUGUUCGUGUAAAAAUCACAAUAACUGCAUAGUUGUAGUAAAUGAAUGGCUACUAAAACAAAUAUAAAAUUUACAUCUAUGAAAAAUCAGAGUCAUUCUUUAAAGGUACGCCCUAAGAACGAUCAUGAUUACACAUAGUUAGAUCUCCCUAUAGAGAAGCAUUGUAGUAAUUAUUUGAAGAAAAUCCUGUGAAUUGCGUACGCAUUAGGCCCUCAGUGCUUCUCGAUGUAGUGGUGAUCUCAGAUAAAGGGAACCAUGAUAAGAUAGGACACCUCUGGGUGACAGGUGAGUUUCUAUUUAGUAUUUUAAUUUGUAAUGGGGGAGAGCCCACUAAUCUAAUGCCACCAGGAGCACUCAAACAUUACAAAUAUAUAUACAUUUUAUAGUUGCACUUCUUUUGUCCCUUAAAAUUUAUAGGGUUGUUCACUAAAGUGAGAAUUUCAAAUUCAAGGUAGAAAUAGCCCAAAUGGAAAAUCAGCUAUGCCUUGUCGGUGUCUUAAUACACAUUCACUGACCAUUUGUUCUACUGUUUUGGAAUACUGUGUGUGUGUGUGUGUGUGUGUGUGUGUGUGUAUGUAUGUAUGUAUGUAUAUAUAUAUAAAUUUUUUUCUUAUUGGCAUACUUUUGCAUGUUUAUAUCUGAUCUUCAGAUAUCCUUGCUGCGUGUGUGUGUGUGUGUGUGUGUAUAUAUAUAUAUAUAUAUAUAUAUAUAUAUAUAUAUAUAUAUAUAUAUUCAUUUUUAAAAUAACAAAUAUGUAUUUAUAACCACAUAGUGGUGUUUUAAAGAGACAUUAUUAAAAGUGAACAGGUUUGCAUUAACUGUUUCUUUGUAAGAUGCAUUUUUAAACUUUCUGUCGAGUAGUACUGUACACAAACAGCACGACUAUAUUAUGUAGAGAUGCCUCCUUAAGUAGGUUUCCAUUUGAUGUUUUUUAUUGACAUUUUCAUCAACGUAACAGGAGGAAGGGUAGGGUACAGAAGGAAAGAGGGAGGGGGGAGGCAUACAUAAAUUCCAGUGGUAGUGCAUUUACAUUUGUGGUGUACACUAUUUUAUUACACAUUUGUGCUUACAUACAACGUGGCACUUAAACCUUACUUUAGCCCCGGCAUAACAUAUCCCAAGUUCCUAGUCUCUAUUAGUACACUCUGUGAUAUGCUCUGGCCUACAAGUUCUACGUACCCAAGUGUCACCAAGUCGUCGGAGGCCCACCCGAUCUCCAGGUGCUCCAAAGCCCUUAAGCCUCUACGGCUGUUGUCGUCAUGGGGAAGAUACUGCGGUAGCAGUUUUCGUAGGUGUGUUGGGUGUCUAUCUCUUUACAUAGUUCCAUCAACUGUGGGGGCCUUGAGGAUUUCUACAAUCUUGCUAUUGCCCUCUGGGCUGUCAGAAGGAUGUAAAAGGCCAACUUCUGUAUCUGUAGGUAUGUGUAGCAGGAGGCAUGUUAAUGGUGUGAAGGGUAACCGUGUGAGUGUGAUUUUCUGUAUCAGAUGGUGAACUGCUUUCCAGAAGCUGGUGAUGAGAUUGCAGUGCCACCAAAUGUGAAGUGCCGUGCCCACCUGUGUCCCAUAUCUCCAGCAAACUGGGGGUGAAUCUGGGUAUAUUUUGUGGAUGCGUGUGGGCACCACGUAACACCUAUAUAGUGUCUUCCUAUGUUGUUCAAACAAUGUUGCUGAUUUAAUCAGUCGUCUGGGCGACAAUAUAAUAGUUUCCAUUGGUCCCGAUGUAUUGGGCACUGUAAGUCAUGGGCUCAUAGUUCCGCCGGUUUAGAAUCUGCAAAAUGUAUAGAGGACCUGAGAAGCCAGUAGCACCAGGAGAGCGGCUUACAUGUUGGUAAUAGUGUGCCCCUAAUGGCCAUCUGUUUCCAGUUCGUCAUACUUAGGGUGUUUCCGUUGAGGGAGGAGGUCUGGGCGUCGUGUUUGUGCAUGAAUGAACGUAGUUGUACAUGGGAGAACUGCGAGGCCAUCGGUAUGUGAUAUUCCUCUUGCAGGGUUUGAAAAGUUUAGUUUAUUUCGUGUAAGAAAUUGAGAUAGAUACGUAACCCCUUUAUUUACCCAUGGUUUGGCAUUGAAAGUUGGUAUGCAGUAUGUAAUCGUUUUAAGUGUGGGGUAGGGCUUUCUAGGUUGUGCUUGGUCUUGUCUCAGGCUCACACCGCAAGUUUGAUUUGCUCCAGCAAUAGCGGGACAAGUGGCCAAAAGCGUUUGGGCAGCCACGUGGUGGUGGGUAAGUCAAAGGGCUUUAUGGCCUGCUUUUCACCUAUUGUGGUGGGGCAGGACCGAUUUCAACACUGCUGCCUGGUAAUAUGCUUUAAUAUCUGGGAGGGUGAAGCCGCCUUGUCCUGUCUGUGCCCGUAGCAAGUUCCCUGGUACCCGAACCUUGCGCCCCUUCCCACACAAACCUAGAUAUGUCUUUUUGAGUUGUCUGGAGAUAGGACAGGGGUACCUGGAUCGGUAAGGUGCAGAACAGGUAUUAGAGCCUAGGUAAAAAGGACCUUUUGAUCGUCGCAACCCGUUCCGUCCAGGUCAGAAACUGGGAACACCACUUUUUCUUGAGGUGCUUAUAGUCUGUCCAGACUCUAACAUAGUUAGUGGGGAAGCUAUCCGUUGGCUUUUUAGUAAAGGUCAGGCCUACAUAUUUGAUGAUAUCCGUUCUCCACUCAAAGGAGUAAUCCCUCGUGAGAGCGGAUAAUGUUUGGGGGAAUAAUAAGACAUCGCCCCAUAUUCCUUAAUUAGGUCGAGUAAGUGUGGUAGUGAAACCUCUGGUCGGGAGAUAUAGAAGAGUAUAUCAUCCACAAAUGAUUUUUUUUUUUUUUUUUUACGGCCGUUUAGGUCUGUCCCAUGAAUAUCUGUGUGGUUCCAGAUCUGGCGCUUAGGGGGCACCUUUGCCGCGUGCCAUUUGUUAGGGAAACCAGGUCGGAAAGGAAACCAGCUUGCAACACCUGCGCUGUAGGGCCCGAGUAUAAUGCAAAAAUUAGUUUUAGGAACGUGGUGGGAAAUCCGUAUUGUAUGAGCGUUUGUUCGAGGAAGGUCCAACCCAGGCCUUUUCUGCGCCCAAGGCUAGCAGUAGACCGCCCUGGCCAGACCUGUUUUUUUUAACUCUGUCCAAGGGGCUAAAGCAGUACUUUCCCUGACACAAAAUUUCAUAUUAUAAAGUUUAAAGACCCUGCUUAGACCUGGACAUUUGCAGGGUUAUUCACUAAAUCUGGAAAAGUACUCCAUCUCCGUAAUAGUCACAACUAGCUAUGGUUAAGGAAAUAUUUUUCAGUGGUGCAAAAAGAUUCAUGGAAUAACACACAGUUUAAAAAAAAUAUCCAAUAAUAGUGCAAGUAAAUGCUUAGAAACCCUAUUAUCCUUAAUACAUGCAACCAUAGAUCAAUACAAGUACAGUCAAACUAAGUAGGGCAUAUCCAUAUCAUUCACUGAUAUCGAGAGAUCAAACGGCAGAAAGGAAACCUUUACAUGAUUAAGACAUUUUAAAUAUCUUGCUUUCUGUACAGUACUUUUCCGUGUAUAAGACAACCCCUAGUUUUUGGGCCCAAAAUUAAGAAAUCCAUUUUUUAAACAUCAAAUAGAACAACUUUGAUAGUUUAGAAGUGACUUCUGAUUGUCAUGCCUCCCCUGUGCUACGGUACUCUGUGAAGUUAAUGACCCUAUAGUGCAUUCUGGGAGACUACAGCACCCACAAUACAGCAGGUGGUGUGAGGGCAUGCUGGGACAUCACAGUUGUAUAUUCCCUCUGCUCCCUGAUCCCCAUUUCCUUCCCCAUAAACAUAAAUCAGAAAGCAAGACCUACCUGAGGUAGAUCAAAACUUUAUAUGGCUGCUCCUUUAAUGGCAUGUUUCUGGAGCUCUGGUGGUGGCAAGUGCUCAUGUCUGCUGCAGCUCCCAGGCAAAUAAGGACCUCUUCCUCAUUGCCACAGCAUUCCGAAAUGAAUUGUCAGAAAGAAGGCCUGGUAUGUGUGUGGGUCAUGGCACACUGAAAUGUGGCAUGUGCCAUCUUAACUUAGGACCUGCGCAUGAGUGUUUGUUUUUAGCCCUUGCAGUGACAUCCCAUGUGUAAGACUGCCCCCCAAUUUUGUUUAUAUAUUUGUGUUUGUGUGUGUGUAUAUUUACCACAAAAUGAGUACUGUAACAAAUAAAUCAGAAAACUCCAGAAUCACCACUUUUUGGCAAAUAGCCUUUCUCAAGGCAGGAUGCUCCCUAUAUCCUGAAAUUAUGGUGACGGUAUAGAAUUUUGUGACCAGUUUUUAACUCCUCAUUUUAAUACAUACAUAGUCCAGUAGAAAAAAAGACUAAGUAUACUGGUAUAGCUACCUGUUUUGUCCGCCUCUGUUAUUGUGUGCCCAGUGCUGAAGAUGUAAUAAAACAAUUUGAGGCUGCAUGUGUCUUAUACCUUUGUAAAUGUGUUUGUUUUUACAGGAAGUGUAAACUUCAUCAGUGGUUUUUUAGUAGAAAGAAAAGUGAGAGUGUGUGUGUGUGUGUGUGUGUGUGUGUGUGUGUGUGUAUGUAUAUAUACACACAUGUUCAUCCUUUUUUAACAUUUUUUUUAUUAUUGUAUGAGGUGCAGCCUUUCAAACUAUCAAGUGCUACAUCUGACCAGUUGUUUCUGUAGCUCAUCUCUAGGUGGCAGUGUUGGACUUUGUAUGUGUGGUUGCUCAUUUCUGCUAGACUAGAGGUUUAUUCAUUUAACACUGAGGGUUGGAUUCUCUUAGCAGAGUAAUACCAAACUUGCUCAGAGAAUCAAACCUGGGUACUGUGAUGUGAACUGAAUUGCAAAGUUUAGACUGUAAAAACCAAGCCAUGGCUAUACUUCAUUUAAAUAAUUUUCCCAAAACACUGUUUAACUAAAUUUAGCAAUUUGCGGGGUUAGACACAAAAAUGAGAAUUCAGAGUGAAUUUUACAUUUUAACGCUGAAGAAGCAGACCCUGGAGACAUAGCUGGCUUAGAGAAUAUCACCAAUUCAGCUGUUAUGACCUAAAAUUUACCUUAUAUUUUCAAUUUCGUGAAUAACAAUGUUAUUUUAAAUUCGGUACAAUUAUAAGUUUAUUGAAUAAACCUCCCCCUAGUCUUGAGGCAUAUACUAGUAUAAACUGGUGCCUAUCAAUAAUUAACAUAAGAUGGAAAUAAAUUAUAUUAAGUCAUGAUUUUAUUCUGUAAUAAUCUGAAUGUCUGCAUAAUAAAAGGACACUUUUAUUGCUGUGUAGAUCAGUUUAGAGAGAUAUAAUGAGCGAUAAAACUAACCUCUGUCUUUUUUUGUUUUUCUUUUCCCAGGUUAAAGAAUUCUUGAGCACUUUAUAG